Molecule: messenger RNA, 2241 nt
Organism: Echinops telfairi (small Madagascar hedgehog)
Lineage: Eukaryota; Metazoa; Chordata; Mammalia; Afrosoricida; Tenrecidae
Gene: MST1
Product: macrophage stimulating 1
Exons: 18
Coding region: 17-2167 (716 amino acids)
Biological process (GO): proteolysis
Molecular function (GO): serine-type endopeptidase activity
Source: RefSeq, a predicted model, not a curated record
CAGCCAGAAAAUAAAAAUGGAGUGGCUACCCCUCCUGCUGUUUCUGACGCAGUGGUCAGGUGCCCCCGGGCAGCGCUCGCAGCUGAAUGACUUCCAAGUGCUCCGGGGCACAGAACUGCAGCACCUGCUACAUGCAAGGGAGCCUGGGACUUGGCAGGAGAAUGUGACCAACGUGGAGGAGUGUGCGGGGCAAUGUGGGCCUCUUCUGGACUGCCGGGCUUUCCACUACAAUGUAAGCACUCAUGGUUGCCAGCUGCUGCCCUGGACCCAGUACUCUCUCCACACAAGACUGCGCCGUUCAGGACACUGUGAUCUCUUCCAGAAGAAAGAUUAUGUGCGAAACUGCAUCAUGGACAAUGGGGCCAGGUAUCGUGGCACCGUGGCCACCACCACGGACGGCUUGCCCUGCCAGCACUGGAGGCACAAGUUCCCCGUUGACCACAAAUACACGCCCACCCUCCGGAAUGGCCUGGAGGAGAAUUUCUGUCGCAACCCUGAAGGGGACGCCAGAGGCCCUUGGUGCUACACUACUGACCCGGUCAGGCGCUUCCAGAGCUGUGGCAUCAAGUCCUGCCGCGAGGCGGCUUGCGUUUGGUGCAACGGCGAGGAUUACCGCGGCUUGGUGGACCGCACCGAGUCGGGACGCGAGUGCCAGCGUUGGGACCUGCAGCACCCGCACCCGCACCCCUUUGAGCCCAGCAAGUUCCUGGACAAAAGCCUGGACGACAACUACUGCCGGAAUCCGGACAGCUCCGAGAGGCCUUGGUGCUACACCACGGACCCGCAGGUCGAGCGGGAGUUCUGCGACCUCCUCAGCUGCGGGGUCCCUGGGUUUCCCCUAGGGCCCGAGGCACAGUCGCGUCAAGAGGCCACGACGCUCAACUGCUUCGGCGGGAAGGGCGAGGGUUACCGGGGCACGGCCAACACCACGACCGCAGGCGUGCCCUGCCAGCGCUGGGACGCCCAGAGCCCGCAUCAGCACCGCUUUGUCCCGGAGAAAUACGCGUGCAAGGACCUUCGGGAGAACUUCUGCAGGAACCCCGACGGCUCGGAGGCGCCCUGGUGCUUCACAUCACGGGCGGGCAUGCGCAAGGCCUUCUGCUACCAGGUUCCGCGCUGCACGGACGACGUGCGGCCUCUGGAAUGCUACCACGGAGCUGGGGAGCAGUACCGCGGCUCGGUGAGCAAGACCCGCAAGGGCGUCCUGUGCCAGCCCUGGUCCGCCAAGACGCCGCACAAGCCGCAGUUCACACCGGCCCAGCACACGGAACUGGAGGCGAACUACUGCCGGAACCCAGACAGGGACCGCCACGGGCCCUGGUGCUACACCACGGACCCGGGGACCCCGUUCGACUACUGUGCGCUGCCGCGCUGCGCCCACGACCAGCCGCCGUCCAUCUUGGAGCCCCCAGACCAGGUGCUGUUUGAGGAGUGCGGCCUGCGGCUGGACCGGCCCAACUAUUGGCGCUCCAAGAUGCGCGUAGUAGGGGGCCAGCCCGGAAACUCUCCCUGGACAGUCAGCCUGCGUAACCGGAAGGGCCAGCACCUGUGCGGGGGAUCCCUCGUGAAGGAGCAGUGGGUGCUGACAGCUCGGCAGUGCUUUACUGCCUGCCAUGCGCCUCCCCCGGGUUAUGAGGUGUGGCUGGGCACCAUGUUCCAGAGCCCGCAGCCGGGGGAGCCAGACCUGCAGCGGAUCCCUGUGGCCAGGAUGGUGUGUGGGCCGCCACGCUCCCAGCUUGUCCUGCUCAAGCUGGAGAGGCCAGCCGCCUUGAACCAGCGAGUGGCUCUUAUCUGCCUGCCCCCUGAGCGGUACGUGGUGCCUGCGGGGACCAAGUGUGAGAUCGCCGGCUGGGGCGAAACCCUGGGCACAGGUGACAGCCGGGUUCUGAACGUGGCCUUGCUGAGAGUCAUCUCCAACUCGGAAUGUAACGUCAAGCAGCGGGGACGCGUGCAGGAGAACGAGCUGUGCACCCAGAGUCUGAUGGUCCCUGUGGGGGCCUGUGAGGGUGACUACGGUGGCCCGCUGUCCUGCUUCACUCAUGACUGCUGGGUCCUGGAGGGCAUCAUCAUCCCCAACCGAGUGUGCGCGCGGCCCGGCUGGCCAGCCGUCUUCACUCGGAUCUCCAUGUUUGUGGACUGGAUUCACAAGGUCAUACAGCUGGGCUAGGCCUGGCUCUGGCCACAAGUGCCUCGGGGGAGGAUGGUGCUUCCGGUCGGACAUAAAGUCACUUGUCCUCUUUA